AUGAGAUCUUCGAAGAAAGUUGGCCAAGUACAAUGGGGCGACAUUCUCCGCGGCGACGACGAAUGUAGGUCGAGACAAGACGGAGGCACCUGCGGCGAAGCGAAGCAAUGAGGCUGCCGGCGUUGGCGCGGCCGCCACUCGGCUGGCUCUUUGCCAUCACAAUCCUGUUCACGGCCUUGUUCGGCAACUACAUCAUCACUUUGUUCCUUUUUAUUGUCGGUGCCGGCCGCCACAAGUUAUGGCGGCAUAUGAUGGACCGCGCCAUCUCCUUCUGGAUGACCAUUCCUAUGGUUCGUUUUGUAAUCUUUUUGCUUUUGAAAUUCAGAUCAAAGCCUUUUUUAAGCAUUGGAACCUAGGGAUUCCUGGAACUUGUUAUGGGAACGAGAGUUCGGGUAAGUGGGGAUGAGAUCGAGUUCGGAAAGCCUGCUCUGAUUAUUAUGAAUCACAGAACAAGGUAUAUUUGAAUGAAGCAGUAAAAAAGCGUUCCACAGGCUCGAUUGGAUGUACAUGUGGUGCGCUUUGUACCAAGUCAACCCAUGGCUCAUCACGACCAACAAAAUAUCGUUGAAGGCUCAACUGAAGAAUUUACCUGGAGCUGGUUAGUUCAGGUGCCUAAAACGAAACUGACGCCGAUUCCAGGCUUCGGCAUGGCUGCUGCGCAGUUCGUCUUUCUCGAAAGAAAUAUGAGUGUCGACAAAGAGUCUUUCGACCAGGCCAUCGACUACUUCAAAGGCAUGGAGAAGAAUUACCAGGUUUUAUUUUUAUUUUGAUCCGUCUAUAUACACGCACACACAUAUAUAAAAGGAACCAUCUAUACAAAUAAUUCUCACUCACUACAUGUUUCAUUCUAAAAUAUAUAUAUUACUUUUAUUUCGUAGUUUUCUUCAAUUUUUUUCUUUCUUUAAAGCCAAUCCAAGGCGGAAGAAUGACCUUUUACGUUCUUCAUUGUAAUGGGAAUGUUAAACAAAGGUUAAAAAACGAAAAAUUUCUUUUUCACACUUAUCGAUAGUUCCAAAUCAACGCACAUCAAACUGAAACGUCUUUGAUACUUGGCUCGCUCAUUAUUUUAAAUAUUUCGUUCAAAGAUUAUAAAUAAGUUUCAACCAUCUUUUAGUUCUUCUUGACAUUCUUUUUGAGCACUUUGAAAGAUUUUUUUAGGUUUGUUUUUAGGUGCUUCUUUUCCCUGAAGGCACAGACAAAUCUGAAUGGACAACGAGGAAAAGUCGAGAAUACGCCAAGAAGAAUGGUCUACGGAAUUUGGAGUAUGUUUUGUAUCCAAGGGUCACGGGCUUUUUCCAUCUCAUCAGCAAAAUGAGAAGUGGUUCGUUUAUAGGAAAACGGUUUUUUUUUAGUUCCAAUCUAUUACUUUACAGUAGACUACGUCGAUUACAUCUACGACAUAACUAUAGGCUAUCCCUUCAAUAUUGUUCAGUCUGAGGUCUUUUUUGGCUCUGGGAAAUGAAACUAAUUUUUUUCUUCAUGCAGGUGGAACUGGUUUUGAAAGGAAAGAGCCCUCGUGAGGUUCACUUUUUCAUCCGGAAGAUCCCGAUUUCUCAUGUGCCAGUGAAUGAAGCGGAAGCGACUCGCUGGCUCCACGAGUAGGUCUUUUCUGAAGUUCCGCUCACCAGAUUCAGACGUUGGUACCUGAAGGAGGCGCUUCUCCACGACUUCUACGCCGAGCCGCAGCCCGUAAAUCGCGCUUUUCCUGUCGAGCAAGGCGAUCGUCUUUGGUGCAGCGUAUGUUCAUCGCAUCAGUUUUUUUUUCUCUUUUCAUUGAUAAUCUAGUCCGCAAGCCUACAAUUCUAACAUGUUGAAGCAAGAUUAAAAUUUCACCCCGAAAAAGUCAAUCGGGAAUUUCAAAAGUUUACUCUCCCUUUGUAAAUAUGUUCAAUAAAUGAUUUUUAACUUCAUUUUUUUGUUGGAGUUUCUUGGUAAGCUGAAAAUAUAUUCAAAACAGUUGAAGAACAAUUUAUAUAAUUUUUUUAUUGAUUUUUAAUCAUUAAUUUUUUUAUCCGUGAGAAAAAAAUGGGGGCCUGUGACAAGAUAGCGACUUUUUACGCACAAAAAUCCCAAUUUUUGAAAUGUUUGGGUAUUUUUCUAACAAAAAAAUUUAAAAUUAGCUUCGACGUUCCGCUAUUGAAAUUCGAAAGUGGAAGCAAAAAAAUAUAAAAUAAUUUUUUUAUUGUGAUAGCAUUUGAGUUCAAAAAAAGUGCGGGGGAAGCCUAGGAAUUUAUUUUAAAAGAAGGUUUGAAUUAAAAAAAUAAGAAAAUUUUUUUCAGUUAACUUUCCACGUUCAGGCAUUUUAAAAUAGGAAAAAUUGAAUAUGUCUGAUUUUACAGUGGAAAGAACCCAGGAGACAUUAUUACGUCAAGCUGUGUUCACUGGUUUUCUGGCUUAUCGUCAUAUCCGCUUGCUCCUAUCAUAUAUUUUUCGUCAGGACUUUGCAGGUGUGUUUUUUUUUUCUUUCGUUUUCCAAAUAAAUGAAACUAUUAUGGAUGUUCUUCAUUUUCCAGUUCUUAUCGUUUUUUGUAACUUUUCGUAUUGAAGGUCUUUAAAAUCAAAUAAUUUAAACAUUACUAAAUCAUUUUUGUCAUGUUACAUUUUUUCAAUCUUUUCACUCUCCCACAUAUUUUCUCAACUAUAUUUCAGAUUGGAGUGGCGUAUUUCAUAAUAGCGAGCCUGGUGCUGAAUUUCCGUUACGGGGGAAUCGACAAGUUUGUGAUUUCCAGCUGGCGCAAGUCCAGCGAAACUUCCUCUUAG
Molecule: messenger RNA, 2760 nt
Organism: Caenorhabditis auriculariae
Lineage: Eukaryota; Metazoa; Nematoda; Chromadorea; Rhabditida; Rhabditidae
Source: the annotation of a GenBank genome assembly